Molecule: messenger RNA, 774 nt
Organism: Trichomonas vaginalis G3
Lineage: Eukaryota; Parabasalia; Trichomonadida; Trichomonadidae
Exons: 1
Coding region: 1-774 (257 amino acids)
Source: RefSeq, a predicted model, not a curated record
AUGCUAGGGCCUCUAUUGAUAUCUACUACAUUUAGUAUUAUCGAAUUUCCUAUCAAGCUCAUUUAUGGUAUUUUCCAUGGACUGGUUUCAUGGAUUAUCGAAAAAAUUAAAUCUAGAUUUGUUGGUCGAAAGAAAAAAGUUUAUCCAAGCUGGAUCAAAGUUAAUGAUUUCGCAAUGGAAUCUCAUGAACCUAUUUAUACCAUAAAUAUCACACCUGAUCCGAAAAUCAUCAAUUAUUUUGAAAGUCAAACUAAAGACACAAAAUCACAUAUCGAGUACAAAGGGAAGGGUUUUGUUGUAAUUGAAAAUCUAUUACGUUUCAACAGAUUUUAUACCCUAACUGAAGAAGAUAUAACAGUUUAUGGACAGUUUGCAAUGAAAAAAUUUUUAGAAAAGUAUUAUCGUGGUGAUCUUAAAGUGAUUUAUAGAAUCAAUGCAAACAUGAUUGGAUAUAUAUUCAAAGGAAUCAUUUUAGGAUAUGCAAUCCAACAUAAUGCGAGUCAAGAAGUCAUUGAUUCUAUCAAAGAAUUUGGUCGUGGAACAACAUAUUCGAAGUUUUUCUUAUUCACAGAUCCAUGGAUUCCACUAGGUGAGUUGUCUUUCACUCCACAUAUUGUUUACGAGACAGGUCAAUAUCUUUAUCGAUCAGAUAAAACACCCGAGGAACUCAAUCUCGAAGAGUUACAUGUAGUUGAACAUCCAUGGCAACAGAAAAAACCAGGUUCAACAAAACAUCCUAAAAGAACGUCGAUCCCACCAUAUAUGAAAUUCUAA